This is a messenger RNA of Mercenaria mercenaria, 4169 nucleotides long. RefSeq names its product stimulator of interferon genes protein-like. The transcript is spliced from 14 exons. Gene Ontology annotation, cellular component: autophagosome; endoplasmic reticulum membrane. Gene Ontology annotation, molecular function: 2',3'-cyclic GMP-AMP binding; cyclic-di-GMP binding. NCBI's taxonomy places the organism in Eukaryota, Metazoa, Mollusca, Bivalvia, Venerida, Veneridae. Gene Ontology annotation, biological process: activation of innate immune response; reticulophagy; innate immune response. The record is from RefSeq and is a predicted model, not a curated record. Bases 1352 to 3430 code for a protein of 692 amino acids.
AAGAAUGAAUACAAAUAAGGGGACUGUGCCUUUAAAGCAUCAGUAAGUUGAUUUCCAACAUCACUGACCAUGCUUAAAGCAUAAAAAGUGUAGUUUUGUAACUUUUUGUUCAAAAGUUGAAAAAAAAAUUCUCCAAGGCCAUAAACACAUUUAGGGUCUGGCCAAAACUUUAGGGUAGGUCGGGAUACCGGAAACAAACAAUUUUUACGCCUUAACAUAACUUGUAGGCCAUAAAAUUAUACGUUGUAAUUUCCAAAGUGUAAUGUCAAGAAAAAAAAGAGAGACAGAAUAUGGGUUUUUUCUAACAGUAUCCUCUUAAAAUCUUUAGGCCCGAGUUAACAUUUUGUAGUGUCAUAACGAUGUACGGGAACGAUCUUCAUACACCAUAAAGUUCCGAACCACAUACAAUUAUUAUGAACAUAUAGUGUUAUUGAAAUCAAUAACGAUGGUUGAAGUUUUCAGACAUUUCAGAAAAUCCACCAUUCGUAUUAAGUUUAUGUGAACAGACAUUUGCAGUUAAGAGAAUAUAAUUAAAAUUGAACAACUAAAUAAUAUAAAUAAGUGAAUGAAUAAAAGCGAAAUGAAAAAUGUAUUUAAUCAAUGUUUCUAUGUUAUACGGAGGAAAUAAAAUGAACGAAAAUAAACGAUAUCCCAAAAGCGUAGAAUUAAUUUCCCGAAAUUAUAAGAAUAAUAUAAAUUGAACAGUGAAGUUAUUAUUCUCUAAUUUGAUGAAACUGACAUGCGUUUUUUGUGUUUGCAAUAACAUUAUUGUUUUCAGUAUCUACACCUUGGGCAAUACCAAUUUUAUAAGAAUUAAACAAUAAUUUCGAAGUACCUGUAUUUGGAAUAUCAUGGCGGAAAAUAUCACAAGUUCACCAAAAUACGAUGUUUUUGUGCAUAGUUUAAGGAACGCUACAAAAGCUCGCAAAAUUAAUGAGUUACUAAAGAUGUGGACUGAGUUGUGUUCUACUAUCCCGGAGGAAUAUACCGCCUUAGUUAUACGACAAUAUUAGUAUCAUAUCUGCUAUUCUGCUUAAACACUCAAAACCUGUUCAGAUAAUGUUUAUAAAGCACGCCGGCAGCUUUUGUGGCACUGGAAAAGUCAUACGACGAAAAUAUUUUGUGUCUGUUAAAGUGUCUUGAAACGAACAAGAAGGAGUAUAAACUUUAAUACCAAAUGACGCAGUAGAAUUCGACAAAGACCUUUCCAUGAAAAUAACAGGGGAGCACUGAAAACAGAAGAGACAAUACUAUUAUAUACAGUGCGGACAAUACUGAAAGACUUGAGAAUUAAGAUAUCCUCUGAGAGAUAGAAUUGAAUAUUUUGAGAAACAUACUAAAUCUUAAUAAAAUGCUAGAAAACACAGUCAGUUCACCUAAAUAUGAUGUUUUCAUUGUGCAUAGUUCGAAGGACGCAGCAAAAGCUCGCAUUUUCAACCAGGCACUAAUCGACAUGGGGUAUGUUGCAUUCGACAAUCUAAAAGAAGUAUCUGCGUUUGCUAUAGGGAGACCAGUGUUUGACAAUAUCAUACAUGCUGUAAAGCAUUCGAAACUUGUUCUGAUCCUGAUUACAAAACAUGCCAUAAGCUCUCAUUGGGUGACUUUGGAAACUCUCGUUGCAUUAGAAAAGUCGGAUCGCGAGAAUAUUCUGUGUGUUCGUCUAGUUUUUGAAGGAGUUUCUGAAACUGAAAGGCAGAAUUUCAAGCGAGGAAUUUUGACUGUAAUACCAGACAUUAUAGUGGAUUUCAACAAAGACAAAUGGAAGGAAGAGUUUGCCGCCAUAAUAAAAGAAAACAUACCAAUUCAGAAAUUAUUACCGGCGGGAAAUGUCGCUCAUGGUCUUGUGUUCAACUAUUUCAUAGGUUACUUAGCCUACGUUCUUCCAGCAAUGUCAAAGUCUGUGGAAAAGAUUGAAUAUUUCACACAUGAUAAAUUCUCCAAGAAGUUUUUCGUUGUUAUGCCUGAAUCUUGUGAAGUAAAACCACUAGAAGGAAAGUACAAAAACUUCGUCAUAGAAAAGAUGGAACGUUCGUUAGAAAUAGAAGCAACACAUGGUGACAAACAACGAAAAUAUAAUCUGGCCGUUUAUAAAAUAACGAAAGAAAAUGAGUUUUAUUAUUUUUGUGCGGAUUGUCCGUUCAUCAUUGCGACUAUGUUUAAAAUGAAGGAGAUGGGUUUUGCCGAUAUCGAUGUUCACUUCCAAGGUGUCAGAUUCUAUAUGACCCUGAAAGAACUUGUCGAACAUCGAAGCAACCCUGAAUACAAAGAUACAGCAAACUUUAUCAUGUUCAAUGGUAUUGCACAGUCUUCAAGUCCAGCACUAGAAAUCUGGGAAUUAUUGAAGACAGAGCUUUCCACAAACGAAGAUCAUGACACAACUGUUGUUACCAGAAACGGUUUCGCCGUCGAAAAUUAUCCGAGCCUCACAGUGUCAGUCAUCAACUCUACUGAAGGUGACAUUGUGGCGGAAGAGGUAAUUCAAUUUCUUACCAUGCACGGAAUGAAUUUCACAAGUAGUAGCGCUGCAAAGAAAUUACCGGAUACUGAUGAUACAUGUACCAGAUGGAAGAUUUUUAUACUGACUGAUACUUCAACAAAAGACAAGGUUAUGGAACACAAGUUUAAUGAUGCCCUAUCUGAGAGUAUCUUUAAAAAUCAAGUUCAGGUAAUCCCAAUACUUGUGAAGGGCGUAGACAUUGAAACUAUUCCCUAUCGAUUCAAAUGGACAACUGUUUUAAAACAGGAAGAUCCCAAGUAUCUAGAGAAAAUGUGGAAAACAGUACAUGAAGACAAACCUAUGGAGGAACUCCAACCUGCAGGAUCUUUGUUCGAGGGCCUGGCAUAUUCAUACAUGUUAAACUAUAUGCCUUUCAACCUCGUUGGUAAAACUGUUGAUGGCAGAGACUUCACAGGGAGAUUUGUAGAUGCAGUUAAAAAGUACAAAGUCAACUGCAAGAUUGUUCCAAAGGUUUAUGUUAUAGUGCCCUCAUCCUGCGAGUUCCCUCCCUCGGGGACGCAGUUUGAAAAAGAGGAACAUCUUGGGCCUGUGGAACCAAUAGUCCAGGGAUUCCGUAAAUACUUUCUGCAACUUUAUGCAUUGACUAUUUCAAGGCCUGGCAAAUGGAAGGACGUAAAAGUGUGUUACGCCCGUGAAUAUGCCACACCAGCUAUUGCCUUGCGCGAUAUGACAAGGUUACCGUUCGCGGGACUUAGCGUGGAGGACAUGAGGAAUCAAGCAAAACAAUUUGCAGAUUUUUCUAAUGAAAUAAUGCAACACGAUAUCUUCAACAGAGAAAUUGGAGAUGUAAAAGAUAAAUGUUCCAUUUUGUAUUUUGAAGAUGACAAACAUGGAAUGGCUGGAGUAACAGAAUUGUUGGAAGAACAAAUAAUACAGUGUCUGGAAAAGAGGCUCUUCGUCGAACCUCCUUAGCAUAGAGAGAAAAGUAAAACAUUUUCAAAGCCGAAAAUAUCUGAUAUGUUGUAUUACGCUCUAAACUUCAUAAAGGUUUUAGCACCUUAUAGAGGAAUUUUAUCUGCCAAAGAAAGUGUUGAUAAUGAACGUUUGGCACGUGAUUUCAUGAAUUACAAGUUAAUGAGUACAUAUGUACCCUUAUAUUGCGUAUUUAUCCUAUUUAUAACUUUUAUUUUAUACAACCGGGUGUUUGAUGGUAACUAGAUGCAGGGCUUAGCUCAGGGGGAAAUACAAUAGUUCAAUAGUCGAUAAUUAUUUUUAACAGGUCAUGAAUUCAUUCGAGUCAAUAAUCAAUCAGGUUUCAGAUAUGACAAAUUAAAUGCAUCUUAACUCAAUACUAUGCCCAAUUAGAAAAACCUUGCACCCAUGUUACCCAGUAGUGCCUUAAAUCGCAUGUAUGUAAUAAUUAGCAAAACUUAAGAAAUUUUUGUCUUUUCAAACAACGAACAAAUUUAAAUGUGUAAAAUUAAUUCUUAAAUUUGCUUACAAAACUGAUCAAAAUUGUUUCCUUUUAAGAUAAACAUAUACACAUUCAGUUUUUAAAGAGAGCUUUUAGAUUUACUUUGAACAAAGACUAUUGAAUUGUUUUCUGAACUAAACUCGUUCUACAGAAAAUUACAUUUCAAAAAACAUUUUUUGUCUUCUAUCAGUAUUCAAAAAUAUAUUUGUCUGUUUAUAAAUAAAUUAUUUGAAUUAU